AUGGCCGUCCUGCACAGCUACGGGAGAGCUGCGCUUACCUGCUCGGUGUUUGCUCAGCCUUUUAUUGGUUUUCUUUCAGGAAUUGACUACAAGACCACUACUAUCUUGUUGGACGGCAGAAGGGUCAAGCUGGAGCUCUGGGACACAUCAGGGCAAGGAAGAUUUUGCACCAUUUUCAGAUCCUACUCUAGAGGAGCCCAGGGAAUUCUCUUGGUGUACGACAUCACUAAUCGCUGGUCCUUCGAUGGGAUAGACCGAUGGAUAAAGGAGAUAGAUGAGCAUGCCCCAGGUGUCCCUCGGAUCCUGGUGGGAAACAGGCUUCACCUCGCCUUCAAGCGGCAGGUGCCAACGGAGCAGGCCCGGGCUUAUGCGGAGAAGAACUGCAUGACGUUUUUUGAGGUCAGCCCCCUGUGCAACUUCAACGUCAUAGAGUCCUUCACGGAGUUGUCCCGUAUCGUCCUCAUGCGGCACGGCAUGGAGAAGAUCUGGAGACCCAACAGAGUGUUCAGCUUACAGGACCUGUGCUGCCGAGCCAUCGUUUCCUGCACCCCGGUCCACCUCAUUGAUAAGCUGCCAUUGCCUGUCACCAUCAAGAGUCACCUGAAAUCCUUCUCGAUGGCCAACGGGAUGAACGCGGUGAUGAUGCAUGGCCGGUCCUAUUCCUUGGCCAGCAGCGCAGGUGGGAGCAGCAGCAAAGGUAACAGCCUGAAGAGAUCCAAAUCAAUUCGUCCGCCCCAGAGCCCCCCACAGAACUGCUCACGCAACAACUGCAAGAUCUCUUAG
This is a messenger RNA of Nipponia nippon (crested ibis), 783 nucleotides long. The record is from RefSeq and is a predicted model, not a curated record. NCBI's taxonomy places the organism in Eukaryota, Metazoa, Chordata, Aves, Pelecaniformes, Threskiornithidae.